AUGAGAAUUGAAAGUGAAGAAUCAGCGUUUAAAUGGCCCCACGAAGCAAUUCUUUUGCUUCUCGAUGAAUACGAAAAACGACAAAUGAAUUUUAUCAGUGGGAAAAUGUCGCAAAAGAAAUUAUGGCAGGAAAUUAGUGCAGUACUGAAUACUCACGGAUACAUCAUCACAGGUCCUCAGUGUUUAUCCAAGUUUUCAGGGAUGAAAAAGACCUAUAAGAAAAUAAGAGACCACAAUAACAAGUCUGGAAAUUCAGCUAAACAUCGGCCAUAUCUGACUGUAAGGUUAAUAGAUGAUCUGAUCGAGAAUAAACCUUCAAUAACACCUGUAUCGACUUGCUCUUCAACUGGGAAAAAAAGGACUUUAUCCGAAGCUAGUUGCGGGAGUAGCAGUAGCAGUAACAUGGAUAUUGAAGCAAACCGAAAAAAAGCAAAAAGUACCCCCGCUAGCGAUUUAAUCGCAGCAUUAGAAGAAAGGUCUAGGAUAAGCGAAGAAAAUGAGGACCGUCGCUUCAGGGAAUACAUGGCGUUUAAAGAACAAAAAGCUAAAGAAUCAAAUAAAUAUAAACAACAAGCUUUAGAGUUAUUAGAAAAGCUUCUAUUGAAAUGA
Ctenocephalides felis (cat flea) is the source of this 609-nucleotide messenger RNA. Its product is annotated as trihelix transcription factor GTL1-like. NCBI's taxonomy places the organism in Eukaryota, Metazoa, Arthropoda, Insecta, Siphonaptera, Pulicidae. The record is from RefSeq and is a predicted model, not a curated record. The coding region runs from base 1 to 609 and encodes 202 amino acids. The transcript has 5 exons.